Messenger RNA from Exophiala oligosperma, 1126 nucleotides. RefSeq lists its product as uncharacterized. The coding region runs from base 532 to 1038 and encodes 168 amino acids. The transcript is spliced from 3 exons. Lineage: Eukaryota; Fungi; Ascomycota; Eurotiomycetes; Chaetothyriales; Herpotrichiellaceae. The record is from RefSeq and is a predicted model, not a curated record.
GUUUCACGCCCGUUCCCCCCCCUAAUUUGUAUCGUGUUAGUUGCCUCCUGGCCUCUGUCCCUCUUAUAGCAUGGAGAAGCUCGCCCGUUAGUGGCGCUGGCGUAGACAGAAGAUGCCGGGCCUCGCAACACGGUCAUGUAGUUUUCGCAUUUGUCCGGUGUCAAUUCUGUAAACAGCUUCUACCCCAGAAGGAUUGAAGGAUGUGAGCAAAGCUCGAAUCUAGUAUAUGACAAAUGCUCAUGCAACCCUUAAGAAAAGACCCAGGAAUGCCAACAGGGUUUUCCAUUGACGAUCUAAACCUUCCCAUCGCAGGAGCCGAGGACGGUCAACCGAAUCUAAGCAGGUCCGGCUUGAUUAAGGAGAUGUCUUGGGUAGAUCUAGUAAGUAGUUGGGGAAACGCAUCUAUACUCCUUGACUAUAGAACGACCCUUCUCGCCGGAACCGGUUUCUCAAACCUGCCUGCAAAAAAAUAGUCUUCCACAAGGAGCAUUACAGCGGAAGUCGGCAAAAGGGCUGGCAAGUCCAAAAACAAUGUCCCUUGACAACCAGUUAUUCCGACUUCAAGCCUGCCUCGAAAUCACAAGGCUCAAAUCGCGUUACGUCCGGGCCAUUCAGCAACGAAACUGGGAUGCCUGGGCGGCAUGUUUAACAGAAGACGCCACGGCACAAUUCAACCCUGCGCCAGGACAAGCAGACAGCCCGAUCUAUAAAGGAAAAGAGUUCCUACGCGACUGGAUCCCUAAGGCGCUUGAUGGGCUGUAUAUCACUCUCCAGGUGACGACUCCCGACAUCGAAGUACUUGAUGAGGACCACGCGUCAGGGACGUGGGCGGCAAUUGAACGAAUCCAGAUCCUCCAGGGUAACAUUCGAGAAGUAGUCUACUACGGCUAUUACCAUGAGACCUAUAGUCGCGACGUUCACGCUCGCUGGAGGAUCGCAUCCAUCAGAAUGUCUCAAAUACGCCAUGAUAUCUUCACCCGCGAUGGUAAUGUUCGGAUCUACAACCACGUUGGCGAAGAACAAGAAGUAUCCACGUGAGGGAAAUCAAGACAACUAUAGCAUGACUCAUAUUUCUUCUCUACUUCCCCUACAGUGUGCCUCCAAGGCAUAAGUCAGUAAAUUCCCG